Eucalyptus grandis is the source of this 1074-nucleotide messenger RNA. Its product is annotated as cyclin-U4-1. Gene Ontology annotation, biological process: regulation of cyclin-dependent protein serine/threonine kinase activity. Lineage: Eukaryota; Viridiplantae; Streptophyta; Magnoliopsida; Myrtales; Myrtaceae. Bases 198 to 806 code for a protein of 202 amino acids. Gene Ontology annotation, molecular function: protein kinase binding. The record is from RefSeq and is a predicted model, not a curated record. The transcript has 2 exons.
UCUCUAUCUCUUUCUGUGUCUUUCAAACUAAAAAAAAUCAGUUCAAAACAAGAAAAACACGGCACGACACGAGCUUCAUGAACACCGCCGGCGAGACGCAUCACUAGCGGAAGAACUUCCGGCGGCGGCGGCGGCGGAGACACGGCACGGCACGGCACGGCACGGAAGAGGAGGAGGAGGAGGACGAAUUGUUCCCGAUGACGGAUCUCGAGAGCCCGCACGCGAUGCCCCGGCUCAUCGCCUUCCUCUCCUCGCUGCUGCAGAAGGCGGCGGAGUCCAACGACCUGGACCGCCAGAUCCACCAGCAGCCCCAGAGGAUCUCGGUCUUCCACGGCCUGACGCGGCCCGCCAUCUCGAUCCGGAGCUACCUGGAGCGGAUCUUCAAGUACGCCAACUGCAGCCCCUCGUGCUUCGUGGUCGCCUACGUCUACCUCGAGCGGUUCGCGCAGCGGCAGCCGACGCUCCCGCUCAACUCCCUCAACGUCCACCGCCUCCUCAUCACCAGCGUCAUGGUCGCCGCCAAGUUCUUGGACGACAUUUACUACAAUAAUGCCUACUACGCAAAAGUGGGUGGGAUCAGCACGAUGGAGAUGAACUUCCUGGAAGUGGACUUCCUAUUCGGCCUGGGGUUCAACCUCAACGUGACGCCCAGCGCAUUCCAAACCUACUGCUCCUAUCUGCAGCGCGAGAUGAUGUUGCAGCAGUGCCCUCUCGGCGCGGUGGAAGACGGCAGGUCGCAGAAGCUCCACCUCAUCUGCUUUAACGAAGAUGAAGCUUCCCAUCAAAAGCAAGAAUUAGCUGUCUAGUUCUUUCUCUUUUUUUUCUUUUUUAAUUUCUUUUUUUUUUGGGGUGUCAGCAAUUAACGUGUUAAUUAGACUGUGAGGAGGAAACGCUCUCUGUUUCUUUCUUAUUUGGGUUAUUUUUUUAGGCCUUUUUUUUCUUUUUUGAGGUUUUCUUUGUUGGUUUUUCGGAUAUUUCAAAGGACAAAUGAUUUUGUACAGAUCGAAGACUCCUCUUCUUCUUCUUUACAGCCUGGCUAAUGAAGUCUUCUUCUUCCAUUUCUAAACCCCAGAA